AUGCCGACCUGGUUCCUUCCCCCAGACUUCACCUUUGCAGCUGACGGUCCACUUCAGCUCGGCACUGUCAUCACACACCCCAAGAAGCCCACACUUGUGCUCACUGCCCUGGGCUCAUCAAAUUUGGACAUAAAGCUCCCAAGAAUAAGCACACUCGUCGAGCCUAAUCACUCCCAUGACCAUUCGUACGCCCGAUCCAAUAGUUUCGCCAUCUGGUCGCAGUUCCUCGCCAUGGCCUCCGCUUCAAUAGAUAUCGGCAUUGGAAGGAAAGAAUCUCUCAGCCACAGCACCGUUGAUCACGAAAUACGUACCUUUGCAGACCCUCUAACCACGGAGACUGCGCUGAAGAUUGCGGCACUCCCAGUCGUACAACAACAGAUGGCCAGCGGGCUUUUUGGUAAGCGCCCCGUUUACGUAGUCUCGGGGGUUAGGAUUGCGAGAACGUCAUUCACGGUGAAAAAAGAAAGAGGCACACACUAUAAUGGAGGGUUGUCCGGAUCUGGUCCUCCCGUCCCUGGCCCUGUACCCCUGGAGCUGGGAGCGGGUGUGGCACACGCUCGAGAGACGACAGUGACAGACUCAUAUGAGACAGCACCAGAAAUCGUGUAUGCGUACAGAGUACACAUAGUCCGAUACAAGCGAGCAGGUACUGAGAUGGAGCUGUUCCAGAGCAAGAGUGCGUUCAUGACGGGUUCUGGGAGGGCGGAUGAAGAGGAGCUACCUGUUGUGGUGGAGGGCACCAAAGAAGAGCUGGAUGCGGAUUUGGAAGAAGAUAACGAUUACAAGGAGACUCGGGGCGGGGAAGACGAUAUAAGCGUGGGUAGAGCAGAGUUUGGAAAGAGUGUCAACACCGCUAAAGAGUUCGGUGUUUACAUGUCCGACACAAUGGGUGAUGCUGACUUCGUAGCAUGGAGAGAUGGAUUGAGAAAGCAGCAGAAGGAGCCAAAAGAGAAGAGGAAAAAGAAGAAGAAAGAGAAGCAGUCCAAGUCGAAGAAGCAAAGUGAAUCGAGCUCUUCAGCGAGCGAGAGCGAGAGCGAGGAUGAGGAUGAGUCUGACAGUAAUUAA
This is a messenger RNA of Alternaria viburni, 1065 nucleotides long. RefSeq lists its product as uncharacterized. Bases 1 to 1065 code for a protein of 354 amino acids. The record is from RefSeq and is a predicted model, not a curated record. Lineage: Eukaryota; Fungi; Ascomycota; Dothideomycetes; Pleosporales; Pleosporaceae. The transcript has 2 exons.